Chrysemys picta bellii (western painted turtle) is the source of this 2909-nucleotide messenger RNA. The record is from RefSeq and is a predicted model, not a curated record. Lineage: Eukaryota; Metazoa; Chordata; Testudines; Emydidae.
CGGUGGAUCAAAGCAAGUUCGAUAUAACACGGUUUCACCUAUAACGCAGUAAGGUUUUUUGGCUCCCGAGGACCGUGUUAUAUCGGGGUAGAGGUGUAGCACAAUCAGGAAGACUAGGAAACAAUUUUACAGUAACUUAACCUUUCAUAAACAAAGGCUUGUACUGACAUUUUGAAAUCCUUGCUGAACAAUUGCCUCGGGAUACUUAGUAGAUGGGUUGUGAAAAGGUGUAUUAGUAAUGUCUGGCAGGCCUAUAUCUAAAAAGGUGGGAAAUGAUCCUAUAUUUCUUAAAAUUUCCCAGAAUCAAAUUGAAAGAUCCAAGGGUCAUGCAUAGUGGCGGUAAAUAAAUGCAUAAAUGACGGCCUAAAUAUCUAACUGAUCACUUGUGUGCACGUUUGUUGCACUUGCACAGCUGUGGUAAUUGCACUUACAGAUUGGACAGAUGAGUAAGUGUGUAAUUUGAAUGUACACAUAAUUUGGAAAAUGAGGGCCUGAUGGGCAGUUUUGUUAGUUUCCAAACAUGUUCCACAGACUCUAGUUUGGGACUAUCCAUCGACUUGACUCAGGGAAGAAUUUUCACUGGCAUUGUUCUGAGAACACUGUACUAAGUCAUGCAGAGCCUGCCUGUUUAAAAUAGAUGCAACUUAGUGUAAUGAGACGUUCCCCCUACAUUUGCAGUGAGUUGAGAGGAAGAUGGAAAUGUCAGUCUGAGAACUGACGCAUAUUAAACUUGUGUUUGAAAUAAUGGCUCCAAACUAUGCAAGUCUUAAAAGUAAUCAAACAACUAGACUGAAUCCUAGGCAGCUGAGCUGCAUUCUAAGUAUCACUGACUUGUAAGUACUUAUGAUCUUCAAAUAAAACAUGCCCAAUAGGUCCCCUGUUAAUUGUUAACUCUACGUCUUAUCUCUGCUUCUUGGCCUUUUUGCUAAGGUAGAGUGUCAAUUCCACAGUGGCUAUACCCUCUUUCAGGAACUAGAGUGGGCCUUAGUCAGGAAUGGCUGUGAACUAGGGGGUCUUGUUGAUUUCUAUCUGCUGAGAAAAUAGCAGUAAUUAGAAUUUAGUACUUAUCUGUUCCAAGCACUUGGCAAACAUUAAAGACCAAUAUUCCUUGGUUACAUGUGGACCGACUCCCCUCCCCAAAGGUGCCUGGCAUUCCGUCACUCCCACUGAUUUGGAUGGGAGCUGUGGGUGCUCAGCGCCAGGCCAGUAGCCCGUACUGCUUGGGAAAUGCAGCCCAUCCUCACUGCACAUCUUAAACCAAAUGAAGUCACUAAAUAGUUCCCAAGGCUUUUCUCCCUUACGGCAAAAUACUGAGAGCCUGGAAGAAUAUAGCUGUUCCAUCUGCACUACAGAGAGUCCAUGAUGGCAUGCUAAUACCCCCUGCCAGGCCUCCCAUGAGCUGGUGUCGCUUAGCCCUGUACGACCAUGGGAGUCGUGAAACCUGCCUGUCGGUAUAUGGUGGAUCUAAGACCCUACAGAGAGUGGUGCCGCUUGUGUGCUUAGCUAAGAUACAUGUGGUCUGAAUUAAAUAUUUGGCUUUAAGAGCAGAAACCAUUCUUGAUUUCCCUUCCUCUGUUAGGCCAGGGCAGAGUGAGAUCAAUCCGUUUUGUCAACAAGAGAUUAGAUAUUGGGUUGUUAUCCCUCUUCUUCUUUUUGUUUCCUCUUGAUUCCUGUUCCCAGAAAAGCCCCUUCUGCUUUCAGCUCUGUACAAAGCAUCGCUUUGCGAAGUGAAGCAUUCUGUGGGUACUAUGAUGUCACUUUCUGGCUGGUUCCAGAGUUUCUCUGAUCAUCUCUUGCCUGUUCCAGUUCUCCAGCUCACUGACUCUGAAUUAUUGGAGAAGCUGAAGGUCCUUUCUUCCUUGCUGUGAGCUCAGGGGACCAGUUCAACUCAGUCUCAAGCUUCAAGGGUGAAUGAGGAUUUGGGCUGGGGGCUGCUUUGUUUCCAGCACAAACAGCAUCUGUCUUUAUUUUCAGGAGGAAGAGAACUUUCCCUUUCUAAUCUCCCAGCCUGUGCUAGAGCUGAUGGAACUGCAAAGUGGAUUUUCCUGAAGGGUAGUGCAACGUUGUGUAUUUAACACCCACAAUCUGCAGUGGCAAUUGCACUUGCAAAACAGCUGCCUGUUGGAAGGAUGCUGCUGGCUAUGAGCUGUUUGUCCAAAAUGGUCAGCCCAAGGGCUGAAUUGGCAGCUUUGAGUCCAAAAAAUCUAGAAUGGAAACCGAUCCAGACUAGCGGCUGGUGUUUCUGUAGCUGGUCGUUGGAGGUGGUGGAGCUGUGUAAGAAAUACCAGAACAAUACGGUGGUAGCCAUAGACCUGGCUGGGGAUGAGUUGUUGGUGGCUGAGACCUUCCCAGAGCAUCGGAAGGCUUAUGAGGAAGCUGAAAGAUGUGGCAUUCAUCGCACUUGCCAUGCUGGGGAGGUUGGGUCACCCUCUGUCAUCAAGGAGGCAAUCAAUGUUCUGAAGACAGAACGGAUCGGCCAUGGCUACCAUGUCCUGGAAGACCCAGCCCUUUAUAGGGAGCUGUUGAGUAGGAAGAUGCAUUUUGAGACAUGUCUUUUGUGCAGUGUCCUCACCGGAGCAUGUGAUCCAGACUUUAGGAAACACCCAGUAAUUCAGUUUAUGAAUGAUAAAGCCAAUUACUCCCUGAACUCUGAUGGCCCGCUCAUUUUGAACUCUACAAUUGAGACUGAUUACAAAAUAGCUAAGCAGUUCCUGGACUUCACUGAAGAGGAGUUCAAGAGAGUGGUAAGUUGUCGUGGGAUGUUCUGUGCAAAGCUGCGUGUUGGAGCCUAACGUGAUCCAUCAUUUCUGAGAUAAAUCUAAUUUUUAAACAUGAAACCGGAAGAGAGUUCAGUGGAGUUAAAACUGUGGGGAGGAAAAGCUGAAUUAUGUGGGGCACAACAGCGGUUU